AUGAAUGAAUCUGAUGAUGAUCGUUAUAAGUCAAUCAAUCAACUUCGACAUAUUUGUAGUACAAUAGCAAUAUUUAAAGAUUCGAAUCAGUGCAUUGACUUUCUCAACAAAACUAUAGAGAAAAAUAUAUUUCUAAUUAUAUCCGACAUAUUUGCGGAACAAAUCAUACCUAUUGCUCAAGAAAUAUCUCAACUCGAUUCAAUCUAUGUGGUUUGUACUCAAGAAUUAAAAUGUAAACAGUCGAUAAAUAAUCAGAAAAAAGUGAAAGGAAUAUUUAGUCAGCUUGGAUCUAUUAUGGAUGAAAUUAAACAAAAUAUUGAACACGCUGAAAAAGAUUUGACACCAAUUAGUAUUCUUAUAUCAUCAUCUGUCAAUGACAUAAAUGAACUUAAUCAAUCAUUUAUGUAUUCACAGUUACUUAAAGAAAUUAUUCUCGAUAUGAAAUAUGAUGAUAAAGCAAAGAAAAAUUUUAUCGACUUUUGUCGUUUACAAAACUCUGAUAACGAACAACAACGUAUUCAUAUGGAUGAAUUUGAGCGAGAAUAUGAUCUUCAUUCACCUAUUUGGUGGUAUACAAAAGAAUCAUUUAUAUAUGCAGUGAUCAAUAGAGCUCUCAGGGUACAAGAUACUGAGAUUAUCAUGAAAAUGGGAUAUUUCCUUCGAGAUCUUCAUCGACAUAUCGAGCGACUAUAUUUGGAAUCAAACAAUCAUCAUCCAUUGAUCGUCUAUCGAGGACAAGGAAUGUCCAAUUUUGAAUUUGAUAAUUUAAGAAAAAGUAAUGGUUCUCUUCUUUCUUUCAAUAAUUUCUUGUCGACAAGUAUUGAUGAAGAAGUUGCAAAAAUCUUUGCAGAAAGUGCUCGAAAUAAUCCAACUUUAAUAGGAGUUCUCUUUAGAAUGCAAAUUGAUCCAAUGCUUUCAUCAACUCCAUUUGCUUCGAUAGAUAAUAUAAGUUAUUUCUCAGGUUCAGAAAAAGAAAUUCUUUUCUCAAUGCAUUCAGUAUUCAGAAUUGAUGAAAUCGUACAAAUAGAUGAUCGAUUAUGGCAAGUCAAUUUGUCACUAACAAAAGACACUGAUGAACAACUCAAUCGUCUUACUGAAUGUCUGAGAAUAGAAACACAAGGAUCAACCGGAUUGCAUCGUUUAGGUCAAUUAAUGAUCAAAAUGGGUGUAUUGAAUAAAGCCGAAGAAAUCUACGAGACGCUUCAAGAGACGAUAGGUAAUCAUGAUUGGAAAGAACUUGCCCAUGUGUAUCAUAUGCUAGGAUACAUAAGUUCUAUGAAAGGAGAUCUUUCUAAAGCACUCUUUCACAACAAGAAAUCUCUUAAUAUCAAAUUAAUUUAUCUGUCAUCCAAUGAUCCUGAACUUUCCGCAACCUAUUGCAACAUUGGCUCGAUUUUAUGCUGUCAAAAUGAUCUUCACGGUGCAUUAGAAUAUUAUGAGCGUGCUCUUAACAUUGAUCUUGGUGCUCCACAACCAAAUCAACUGCAGAUUGCAGCUACUUAUAACAAUAUUGGUGAAGUAUAUCGACUUAUGGGAAAUAACUUACUGGCACUCUCAUACUAUCAAAAGACUUUUGAAAUAAAGAAAACUUAUCUUCCAUUUAAUCAUCCUUCAUUAGCUGAUACUACUAAUAACAUUGGUGGAAUCUUUUAUGCUAUGAGUGAUUAUUCGAAUGCACUCUCAUUUUAUGAGAAGACACUUGUUAUUCAAGAAAAAUAUCUUCCAAUCGAUCAUCCGUCUCUAAUAAAAACUUACAAUAAUAUCGGUGCAAUAUAUCGAGCAAUGGGAAAUAAUGUCACUGCACUGUCAUACUAUAUGAAAGCAUUGCAAAUACAAGAAAAAUCUCUUCCAAACAAUCAUCCAUCCCUAUCUACUAUCUACAAUAACAUUGGAGACAUACACCAACAAAUGGGUGAUUGUUCUGCUGCACUCGUUUACUAUGUUAAAUCACUUGAAAUUCAAGAAAAAUCUCUUCCAUCCAAUCAUCCAUCGCUAGCUACUACAUACAAUAACAUUGGAAGUGUGUAUCAAUCAAUGGGAGACAACAUCACUGCAUUAUCAUACUUUAAAAAGACCAUCAAAAUUUUAGAAGAAUCUCAAUCAAUCAACCAUCCCUCAUUGAUUGAGGCUUAUAAUAACAUUGCUGGAGUUUGUCAUGCAAUGAAUGAUUACACUACUGCACUCUCAUUCUUUCAAAAAUCACUUGAAAUUGUAGAAAAAUCUCUUUCACUUAAUCAUCCCUCUUUAGCUAUUGCUCAUAAUAACAUUGGCGGUGUAUAUCAAGCAAUGGAAAAUUAUUCGCAAGCACUUGAAUUCUAUAAAAAAGCACUCGAAAUUCAACAAAAAUCUCUUCCAUCUAAUCAUACAUCGUUAGCUACUACAUACAAUAACAUUGGUGCAACAUAUUUUAUGAUAGAUGAUUACUCAAAUGCAUUAUUAUAUUAUGAGAAAACACUUGAUAUUAGACUAAAAUCUCUUCCUUCCAAUCAUUCAGAUUUAGCUAUUACUUAUAACAAUAUUGCUGAGGUACAUCGAUCGAUGGGAGCUUACUCGACUGCACUCAUUUUCUUUGAGAAACUUCUUGAAAUUCGACAAAAUUCACUUCCAUUGAAUUAUUCCGCACUGGCAUUAACCUACAAUAAAUAUGGUGAGACUCAGAAUUUGAUUGGGGAUCUCUUCAAAGCACUUGAAUCAUUUCAAAAAGCCAUCGAAAUACAACAAAAAGUAUUACGUCCAGAUCAUCUUGAUUUCAUCAUAACUCAUAACAAUCUAGGUGGAGUUCAUUAUUCGAUAGGAAAUUAUUCGGUUGCACUCUCACAUUUUGAAAAGGCGCUUGAAAUUGCGACAAAAAUAUUUGAAUACGAUCAUGUCUCACUAUCCUUCAUCUGUAACAAUAUUGGAAAGGUACAUCAAUCUAUGAGAGACAAUGCAACUUCACUCUUCUACUAUAACAAAGCAUUAGAAAUACAAGAAAAAACGCUUCCAUUGAAUCAUUCUUCGAGAGCUAUUACACAUAUUAAUGUGGCUCGUGUCUAUGAAAAUCUUCAUCAAUACAAAGAGGCUAUUGAACAUGCUUUGCAAGCAGUAGAAAUUGCACAUGAUGUAUUUGGACCUGACCAUUCUCAAGUGCGAGCAAAUCAAGAUUAUCUCGAUGAACUUUGUAGAAAACUAUGA
Rotaria sp. Silwood1 is the source of this 3174-nucleotide messenger RNA. Lineage: Eukaryota; Metazoa; Rotifera; Eurotatoria; Philodinida; Philodinidae. The record is from the annotation of a GenBank genome assembly.